AUGGCAAUGGAGCAAUUGUAUGGAGAUUUCGAUGCAUCGUACAAUGAAUUACAGGGAUGGAUAGCCGCCAUGAGGGAACACGUGCCGGGAACUGUAAUUGAGUUGCAGACACGAUCUUAUGACGGGCCAAAUGACCAACUACAAUCGAGAAAAAGAAUUUUCCAUCGGAUGUUCUGGACAUUUGAUCAAUAUGUGCGCGCAUUUCCCCACUGCAAACCAUUUGUGCAAGUAGAUGGAACCUGGCUAUAUGGAAAAUACACACAGAUCUUACUUCUUGCGGUUGCUCAAGACGGCAACAGAAACGUACUCCCGAUAGCAUUUACCAUCGUCGAUAAGGAGAACAUGGAAUCGUGGGAGUUCUUUCUUACCAACCUGCGGAGGUAUGUGAUUAGCAAUGAUAAUAUUUGCAUCAUUUCCGAUAGAAGAAAAGGAUUAAUUGCAGCCAUUAGGCGUUCUGGUGUACCAUGCGUACGAGCUAGAGCCACACAUUUUCGCCAAAGAAUGGCCCGGCUUGAGAGUGACAUGGAAGGUCAAACCAACACAUCUUUCCGGCAGUGGCUGGGUACCAUGGAGCCAUGGUUGGCUACCUUAAUGCCAAGAAUGGGUCAGCAACAAGUGAACCAGAUGGAGGCGGGACAUGUCUUUGUCGAAGGCAUUAGGGAUGCAAUGGUUGUAAACUGUCGAAUGGCGAGGUCGAUGACAGUAGAAGUAUAUUCACGACAUAAUGAAACGUUUCGAGUUACAGAGACCAUCGGUCGUCGACCCAGUAUACCACCUAGGUCCUACGGAGUUGAUCUCCGAAAUAGACGGUGUGAUUGCAGAAGGUUUCAAACACUUCAUUUUCCAUGUGCACACGUCGUGGCAGCUUGUGCUAAAGUUGGGCUCAAUGUAGAACAAUUUAUCGAUGAAGUGUACACCAUCGAACGUACGUUGCAUGUAUGGGAAAACGAGUUCCCCAUGCUUCCUGACCUAUCUACUUGGGAGGUACCUCCGACGACCUUCGAGCUAGUCCCAGACAUAAGGUUGCGUAGAAACCUGAAAGGUCGUCCACAAUCAUCCAGAAUCCAUAACGAAAUGGACAUUAGGGAGAAAUCUGAUGGGAAUUUGUGUGGCGUAUGCAGAUUACCCGGUCAUAAUCGGAGUAAAUGCCCUCUCUGA
Molecule: messenger RNA, 1158 nt
Organism: Gossypium raimondii (Peruvian cotton)
Lineage: Eukaryota; Viridiplantae; Streptophyta; Magnoliopsida; Malvales; Malvaceae
Exons: 3
Coding region: 1-1158 (385 amino acids)
Molecular function (GO): zinc ion binding
Source: RefSeq, a predicted model, not a curated record